Messenger RNA from Colossoma macropomum (tambaqui), 10379 nucleotides. Its product is annotated as fibrillin-2-like. The record is from RefSeq and is a predicted model, not a curated record. Gene Ontology annotation, molecular function: calcium ion binding. The transcript is spliced from 65 exons. Bases 347 to 9034 code for a protein of 2895 amino acids. NCBI's taxonomy places the organism in Eukaryota, Metazoa, Chordata, Actinopteri, Characiformes, Serrasalmidae.
GUUAGUCAGAGUGCCUUCCCGCCUCUACCUGUGAGCUCAGACCUGUGCACGCGCUGAUGAAAGCCUGGAGGGGCGCGAGACACCGGAGCUCGGCUGUGACUCUGCCUCCACACUGAUGACUGGACGAAAGCCCGAGUUCCCUCAGACCUUCUUUCCAAGCCAGAAAAACGCUCAUUUACCGGGACAUGAGCCGCGCCGUUUCCUCACACUGUGGUUUCUUUAGUUGUUUACAGUAGUUUUGUUCGCCUCAGAGGAGCUGGAGCGUCUGAGAAGUGAGAUGGACUUGUAGUAGCUGCCUCACUGCAGUCUCGUGUUUGGGGAAUACUCGCGGUUCUUAAGCUCUGCUAUGGCGAAAGCGAGAACGUCUAAGGUCUGUAUGAUGUCGUCAGAGAGGAGUUUGCGGCGUUUGGCCGGGUACGUGGCUCUGCUGGCUGUGCUGGUGAUGAAGGUGGCCGCGGAGCUGCCCGCUGAGCCUGUGAGAACUGGCCGUCUUCAGGUGGACAGCAGCGCGGCCAGCAGAGUGAGGAGACGCGGGAAGCAGGAGGCGCUCAGAGGGCCGAACGUGUGUGGAUCUCGUUUGCAUUCCUACUGCUGUCCAGGCUGGAAGACUUUGCCCGGGGGCAACCAGUGUAUUGUGCCCAUAUGCCGUAAUAGCUGUGGUGAUGGCUUCUGUUCCAGGCCCAACAUGUGCACGUGCCCCACUGGCCAAAUUGCCCCAUCCUGUGCAGCCAAAUCCUCCCAGCAGUGUAGCAUCAGGUGUAUGAAUGGAGGAAUGUGUGAGGAGGAUCACUGCUUGUGUCAGAAGGGCUACACAGGAACCUACUGUGGGCAGCCUGUAUGUGAGAAGAAGUGUCAGAAUGGAGGACGCUGCAUUGGGCCAAACCGCUGUGCGUGUGUGUAUGGAUUCACAGGCCCUCAAUGUGAAAGAGAUUACCGAACGGGUCCUUGCUUCUCCCUGGUGGUCAACCAGAUGUGCCAGGGUCAGGUGAGUGGCAUCGUUUGCACCAAGACGCUGUGCUGUGCCACUAUUGGCCGAGCCUGGGGUCACCCAUGUGAGGAGUGUCCUGUUCAACCCCAGCCCUGCCGUAGAGGGUUCAUCCCCAACAUCCGCACUGGAGCCUGCCAAGAUGUUGAUGAGUGCCAGGCUGUGCCAGGUUUGUGCCAAGGAGGACACUGCAUCAACACUGUGGGCUCGUAUGAGUGCAAAUGCCCUGCUGGCCAUCGGCUGAACGAAGGCACAAAUAAGUGUGAGGAUGUGGAUGAGUGCUCCACUGUUCCGCAUGUGUGUGAAGGAGGACAGUGCUCCAACUCAGUCGGCAGCUUCUCCUGUGUGUGUCCAUCUGGGUAUGUGCUGUCUGCGGACAAGACUCGCUGCCUUGGUCAGCACACAGGCUCCUGUUUUGCAGCCGUGUUGAGUGGCCGUUGCGCUCAGGAGAUGACUGGACGCCUCACUAAACCGCAGUGCUGUUGCGAUAGAGGCCGCUGCUGGGCCAGAGGGACAAUUCCAGAAAUGUGCCCGAUCCGUGGAACUGAUGAAUUCCGCAGGAUGUGUUUAGAGGGAGCAGCGGUGGGAGGAUAUCCAGAGGUGGACACUGGCAUUUUAGGGGGCAGAAUUCCUCAACAACCCAAUGGAUACGAUUCCACUCUGAACGGUCACAUAUAUCCUCAGAUUCCUCAGAUUCCUCAGAUCCCACAGAUCCCUCAUAUUCCCCCUAAUGGAAAUGGCAAUGGACAAAGACCACAAGGACCUGUUGUUAGUCUAAAUGAGACCGUCAACCAAUGUUUGUUGAUGCCUAACUUGUGUCUCAAUGGUCGCUGUAUCCCGGUGGGGUCUAGUCACCGCUGUGAGUGCAAUGCUGGCUACAAAGUGGACAGUCAAUCAGAGUGUUCAGAUAUUGAUGAGUGCAUUUCUGACCCCUGCACCAACGGAGACUGUGUAAAUACUGCUGGCUCUUAUUACUGCAAGUGCCAUACAGGCUUUCACAGGACUCCAGGCAAGCAGGCCUGCAUUGACACUGAUGAAUGCCUGCAAAACGGCAUGCUUUGUCAAAACGGCCGUUGUCUUAAUGUGGCGGGCAGCUUCCGAUGUAUCUGCAACGCCGGCUUCCAGCUCUCGCCUGAUGGCAGGAACUGCGUAGACCAUGAUGAAUGCGCCGUAACAAACAUGUGUCUGAAUGGCAUGUGCAUCAAUGAAGACGGCAGCUUCAAAUGUGUGUGCAAACACGGCUUCACACUAGCCUCUAGUGGGCGCUACUGCACAGAUAUUGAUGAGUGCCUGACUCCAGGCAUCUGUAUGCAUGGGCGGUGCAUAAACACAGAGGGCUCCUACAGGUGUGAGUGCUUAGCAGGACUGGCCGUUGGGCCUGAUGGGCGCUCAUGUGUGGACACACACAUACGCAGUACCUGCUAUGGAGCCAUCAGAAAGGGAGUAUGCGUGCGGCCUUUCCACGCAGCGGUCACCAAGUCAGCAUGCUGCUGUGUCAGUACAGACUAUGGCUUCGGAGAGCCCUGCCAACCAUGCCCUGCCUUAGACUCAGCUGAAUUUAAUGCUUUGUGUCAAAGUGGGAUUGGUUUUGCCAUCGAUGGAACAGAUAUUAAUGAAUGUGCCCUGGACCCUGAUAUCUGCCCUAAUGGAUCAUGUGAGAAUCUGAGAGGAGGCUACCGUUGUAUCUGUAACACUGGCUAUGAGACUGACCAGAGUGGCAGGGCCUGUAUAGAUGUUGACGAAUGCCUGGUGAACCGGCUCCUCUGCGAUAAUGGCCUAUGCCGGAAUGUUCCAGGUAGUUACACCUGUACUUGCCCCAAGGGCUACGUCUUCAGGCAGGACUCGGAGACAUGCGAAGACGUGAACGAGUGCGAGAGCAGUCCAUGUAUUAAUGGAGUGUGCAAGAACAAUGCUGGCUCUUUUGCUUGUUUAUGCUCCCCUGGCAGCAAACCUGACCCAACUGGCCUCAUUUGCAUCGAUUCUCUGAAAGGGACAUGCUGGCUCACCAUCCAAGAAGGCCGCUGUGAGGUGAAUAUUAACGGGGGUACUCUGAGGUCCGAGUGCUGUGCCACACUGGGGGCAGCGUGGGGCAGUCCCUGUGAGCCUUGCGAGAUUGAUCCUGUCUGUCAAAGAGGGUUUGCUCGACCAAGAGGGACCGUUUGUGAGGAUGUAAAUGAGUGUGAGGUGUUUCCUGGUGUGUGUCUUAAUGGACGGUGUGUGAACACAAGAGGCUCCUUUAAGUGCCAGUGUCCUGAAGGCCUCACGCUGGACUCUACUGGACGCCUCUGUGUAGACAUUCGCUCAGAGCACUGCUACCUGACCUAUGACGAGGAUAUGUGCGGCCUGCCCGUGGCCGGAAGGUUCCGGAUGGAUGCAUGCUGUUGCACAGUGGGGGCAGCCUGGGGGAAGGAGUGUGAGGCAUGUCCAGAACCUGGCACACGAGAGUAUGAAGCUCUGUGCCCCAGAGGACCUGGCUUUGCCAACCGUGGGGACGUGCUUACAGGCAGACCUGUGUAUAAAGACAUCAAUGAAUGUAAAGUUUUCCCAAGUAUUUGUGCACAUGGAACAUGUAGAAACACAAUUGGAAGCUUCAGAUGUCGCUGUAAUGGUGGGUUUGCUCUGGAUAUGGAAGAACGCAACUGUACAGACAUCGAUGAGUGUAAGAUCUCUCCUGAUCUGUGUGGACAUGGGACAUGUGUGAACACGCCAGGCAGUUUUGAGUGUGACUGCUUGCCAGGUUAUGAGAGUGGUUUCAUGAUGAUGAAGAACUGUAUGGAUAUUGAUGAGUGUGAGCGGAACCCUGGACUGUGUCGAGGAGGCUCCUGUGAGAACACAGAAGGGAGUUACCAGUGUUUGUGCCCACCUGGCCACCAGUUAUCCACUGAUGGAGAUGCUUGUGAAGAUGUGAACGAGUGUGAGUUGAGUGCCACUCUGUGUAAGAAUGGCGAGUGUGUAAAUGUGGCUGGCACUUAUCACUGCUCCUGUUUCUCUGGAUACCAGUCGACCCCUGACAGAAAAGGAUGUACAGACAUAGACGAGUGCACCAUUGAGAACGGAGGCUGUGAUCGACUCUGCACUAACUCUGUGGGCAGCUACACGUGCAGCUGUGGACAAGGCUAUGCACUAAUGCCAGAUCAGAGAACCUGCACAGAUGUGGAUGAAUGUGAGGAAGAGCCUGAUAUUUGUGAUGGUGGUCAGUGCACUAACGUCCCCGGAGAGUACCACUGCCUUUGCUUUGAUGGAUUUAUGUCUUCCGUGGACACAAAAACAUGUAUAGAUGUGAAUGAGUGUGAGCUCAAUGCCAACAUCUGCAUCUUUGGAGAGUGUGAGAACACCAAGGGUUCCUUCAUCUGCCACUGUGCCGUCGGAUACUCGGUGAAGAAAGGCUCUUCUGGCUGCACAGAUGUUGAUGAGUGCAAGAUUGAUGCCCACAACUGUGACAUGCAUGCCAUUUGUGCCAACACCCCUGGAAGCUUCCGCUGCUCCUGCAGAGAGGGAUGGAUAGGCAACGGAGUGAAAUGUGUUGACCUGGACGAGUGCACCAAUGGUACCCACCAGUGUAGCCCCGAUGCUAAAUGCUUGAACACACCAGGCUCUUUCCGCUGUGCCUGCUUAGAGGGCUUCAAAGGAGAUGGUUUCACCUGCUCAGACAUAGAUGAGUGUGCUGAAAAUGCUCAGCUGUGUGAAAAUGGCCAGUGUCUGAACAUCCCAGGAGGCUACCGCUGUGAGUGUGAGAUGGGCUUCAUUCCUGCCCCUGAUAGCAGAGCCUGCCAAGAUGUUGAUGAGUGCUCCAGCCCGGACGUCUGUCUGUUUGGUUUAUGUAAAAACCUUCCUGGAAUGUUCCGCUGCAUUUGUGACGAGGGCUAUGAGCUGACCAGAACAGGGGGCAACUGCACAGAUGUUGACGAAUGCUUGGACCCAAUAAACUGUGUCAACGGUCACUGUGUGAAUACACCGGGCUCUUAUGAAUGUAACUGCCCGACAGACUUUGAACUCAAUCCAACUGGAGUUGGUUGUGUUGACCCGCGUGUGGGGAGCUGUUUCCUGGAGGUGGUGACCCGUGGCCGUGGUAGCCAGGCCUGCAGUGUGGAGGUUGGCGUUGGGGUCAGUCGUUCCUCCUGCUGCUGCUCUCUUGGCCGAGCAUGGGGAAAUCCUUGUGAACCCUGCCCACCUGUCAACACAUCGGACUAUAACACACUGUGCCCUGGAGGAGAGGGAUUCAGGCCCAACCCAAUUACGAUCAUACUGGAAGACAUCGAUGAGUGCCAGGAGCUUCCUGGCUUGUGCCAGGGUGGAAACUGUGUCAACACCUUUGGCAGCUUCCAGUGUGACUGCCCAGCUGGCUACUACCUCAACGCAGACAGCCGCAUCUGUGAGGAUAUUGAUGAGUGUGUGGUGAAUCCUGGGAUUUGUGGUCCAGGGACAUGCUACAACACACUGGGCAACUACACUUGUGUUUGUCCUCAGGAGUAUAUGCAAGUUAAUGGAGGCAAUAACUGCAUGGACAUGAGGAAAAGCCUGUGCUUUCGCAACUACAACGGCACCACGUGUGAGAAUGAGUUGACCUUCAACAUCACACACCGGAUCUGCUGCUGUGCAUACAACAUGGGCAAAGCCUGGAACAAACCCUGCCAGGCGUGCCCUAGACCGGGCACUGAGGGUUUUCGCACUCUUUGUGGAAAUAUUGUACCUGGGUUUGAGAUUGACAUUGAAACCGGAAAGCCAGUGGAUAUUGAUGAAUGUCGGGAGAUCCCAGGCAUCUGUGCCAGUGGUGUGUGCAUUAACCAGAUUGGAAGCUUUCGCUGUGAAUGUCCAAGAGGGUUCAGCUACAAUGAUGUGCUUCUCAUAUGUGAAGACAUCGAUGAGUGUAGCAGUUCAGAGAUCUUAUGCCAGAGGAAUGCAGACUGCAUCAACAGUCCAGGCAGUUAUCGCUGUGAGUGCUCAGCAGGCUUCAAGCUCUCACCCAUCGGAGCAUGUAUAGACCGCAAUGAGUGUUUGGAAAACCCCAACCUCUGCAGUCACGGCAAGUGUGUGGACAUCCAAGGAGGCUACAUGUGUACCUGCCACUCCGGUUUCAAGGCAACUCCCAACCGCAAGAUGUGCAUGGACAUUGAUGAGUGUGUACGUCAGCCCUGUAGGAACGGCACAUGUAAAAACACUGUGGGGUCCUACAACUGUCUCUGCUUCCCUGGCUUUGAGCUCACGCUUAAUAACCAAUGCACAGAUAUUGAUGAGUGUUCAGGUCCGUAUGGUCAGCUGUGCAGAAAUGGCCAUUGCAUCAACACUGCUGGCUCCUUCCAGUGCCUGUGUGAGGAUGGUUAUGAGCUUGCCCUUGAUGGGAAGAACUGCAUAGAUGUGAAUGAGUGUUUAAUCCUACCUGGAACGUGUGCUCCUGGAACAUGCCAGAACUUGGAUGGCUCCUUUCGCUGCCUCUGUCCGCAGGGUUAUACUGUGCAGAAUGAUCAUUGUGUAGAUGUGAACGAGUGUGAGGAAGACCCCAACAUCUGUCUGUUUGGCUCCUGCUUCAACAACCCGGGCAGCUUUGAGUGUGUGUGCAAACCAGGCUUCGUGCUCUCUGAAAGUGGACGCCGCUGUUUUGACACAAGAGAGAGCUUCUGCUUCACCCGCUUUGAAAAUGGCAAAUGCUCCGUUCCGCAGGCCUUCAACACCACCAAAGCCAAGUGCUGCUGUAGCACCGUGCCCAAAGAAGGAUGGGGCUACCCCUGCGAGCUCUGUCCCAAAGAACAAGACGCUGGAUUUCAGGAACUCUGUCCUUUCGGGUUUGGGAUCAUUGUAGGAUUUGGAGACACAAGCGUAGAUCUGAACGAGUGUGUGGAGAUCCCAGGCAUCUGUCAGAAUGGCCACUGCAUCAACACUGACGGCUCAUUUCGAUGCGAGUGCUCUACAGGCUACACACUCAACUACAGUGGAGUUGAUUGUGUUGAUGUUGAUGAGUGUGCAGUGGGGAAUCCUUGUGGAAACGGCACUUGCACUAAUGUGAUUGGAAGCUUCGAGUGCAACUGUGAGGAGGGUUUUGAACCAGGGCCCAUGAUGACAUGUGAAGAUAUAAAUGAAUGUGGGCAGAAUCCUUUGCUAUGUGCAUUCCGCUGCAUCAACACAUUUGGAGGCUACGAGUGUUCCUGUCCUUCCGGCUACACUCUGCGAGAGGACGGUAGAAUGUGCCAGGACCUGGAUGAGUGUACGGAGGGCUUACAUGACUGUGAUACCAGAGCGAUGAACUGUAAGAACCUCAUCGGCACCUUCAUGUGUGUGUGUCCUCCCGGGAUGGUGCGCAGGAUGGACGAUGAAGUGUGUCAGGAUGAGAACGAGUGUCGUACUAAGCCUGGUAUUUGUGAGAAUGGCCACUGUGUGAACACCAUUGGCAGCUACGUGUGCGAGUGUGGCGAAGGCUUCGAGCCUGACUCUACACACACUCUGUGCCUUGACCACAGACAAGGAUUCUGUUUCACGGAGGUGCUGCAGACCAUGUGUCAGAUGUCUUCCAGCAGCCGAACGCCCAUCACAAAGUCCCAGUGCUGCUGUGACGGCGGCCGUGGCUGGGGGAACCAGUGUGAGCUGUGCCCUUUGCUAGGCACCGCCAAGUACAAGAAACUGUGCCCACACGGGCCUGGCUAUGCCACAGAUGGCACAGAUAUAGAUGAGUGUAAGGUGAUACCAGAUGUGUGUAAGAACGGCAGGUGUAUCAACAUUAUGGGCACCUACAGGUGCCACUGUAACUCUGGAUAUACAGCCAGUAUUGCAGGCACUGCUUGUGUGGAUCUGGAUGAGUGUGUUAUGUCUCCAAAGCCAUGCAACUUCAUCUGUAAGAACACAGAGGGCAGCUAUGUGUGCUCCUGUCCACGUGGCUAUACCCUCCAAGAGGACGGCAGAUCAUGUAAAGAUUUGGACGAAUGCCAGGCGAAGAGGCACAACUGCCAGUUUAUGUGUGUUAACACUAUUGGUGGCUUCACAUGCAAGUGUCCUCCGGGUUUCACACAACACCACACAGCCUGUAUAGAUAAUAAUGAGUGUGCUGCAGAGCCCAGCCUGUGUGGAGCUAAAGGCAUCUGCCAGAACUCACCAGGCAGCUUCAGCUGUGAGUGCCAGCGAGGAUUCAGCCUGGACUCUACUGGCCUGCACUGUGAAGAUAUCGAUGAGUGUGGCAGCAGCCAUAGAUGCCAGUUUGGCUGUGAGAACAUGUUGGGGGGCUACCGCUGCAGCUGCCCACAGGGCUACACCCAGCACUAUCAGUGGAACCAGUGUGUUGAUGAAAACGAAUGCUCCUCUCCUGGAACCUGUGGCAGUGCGUCAUGCUACAACACGCUGGGCAGCUUCAAGUGUGCCUGUCCCUCAGGCUACACCUUUGAGCAGCUUUCCAGCAGCUGUCAGGACGUAGACGAGUGCUCCUCCUUCAAGAACCCCUGCAACUACGGCUGCUCCAACACACAGGGGGGCUACCUGUGUGGCUGCCCACCUGGAUACUACAGGGUGGGCCAAGGGCACUGUGUGUCAGGCCUGAGCUUUGGGAAGGGCCGGCUGGGAUCUGCAGGUGCAGCUGGAGCAGUUGAGGAUAACAGCCUCUCUCCAGAGGGCUGUUACGACUGUAAUAUCAACAGCCUCCAAAAGAGAGGAGUCAGGACGAGACGCACUGCCAACCAAACAGAGCCCAAAGAAGGAGCUCCGGUCAGCCUGGACAGUGUGGACAUGGAACAGCCCCUGACCCUAGUACUAAGCAUAUCCCAGUGCAGUCCUGAAGAGCACAUCCUGGAGCUGGUGCCUGCCAUCAAACCCCUCAACCACCACGUCUCUUACUCCAUCAGAGCGGGAAACCAGGCCGGAGUCUUCCGGCUCCAGCGGCGUCAGGGCCUCAGCUACCUGCACUGCCUGCACGAGAAAGCCUCUGCAGGAUCGUACGAGCUGGAGAUCAGCAGCUCCCCACUGUACAAUCUCACAGAGCUGCGAGAGCUGGAAGACGGCAGAGACAGAGACUACCUCGCUGGAGAUCUGGGCCAGGACCUGCACAUGAAGUUGCACGUCACACUGCAGUAGAUCGCCACUGUGUGGCCUGUGUGACUACACUGUGAAGCUCAUUCACACACCAAAGAUCAGCAGCUCGUUCUUUAAAUGAUGGGUGCUACAUCUCAGCUUCAUAAGCCAUUUUAACCACAACAUCAAAGGGACGGUUUGGAUAGAAAUCAGAUUUAUACAAUUUUCUUCUUACUUCAAGUGUAGUGGCUUAGCUAAGACAUGUUUGGUGUCCAGAGUUGGAUUCUUGCACAGAUUGUCUUGCACUGCAGCCACAAAGCUAACGUAGCUGACAAGUAAUUGAAGCUUAUUCCUCAGCAAUUAGCAUCAUCCAAACUGCAUGGCUAAGUAUUUACUUCAAACCAUGUUGAGUGAUCUCUAAUAGACUUGCUUAUGUGGUCUCUGACCCUGUAUGACAUACUGUUCCAUAAAAAUGGACAAAAAUACAGACAAAUUCAGGCUUUCAUGGCUGUUUGUAGCUUUACAACCAACAUUUGUACUUUUACACAUAACAGUAUGUCAAAGUCAGAAACCACUUAAAUGAGUCAAUUUGAGAUCACUUAUCCACACAGUUUUAGGCAAGUAUGUAGGCAAGUUAGCCUCCAUUACUUGUUAGUUGCUCUGGUGCAAAGCUAAAGAAGCCGACUUUGGACCCUAAUUUGUCUUGUCUAAGGUAAGAAGACAAUUGUGUUUUUUUAGGGUCCAGCGGUCAACCUCCAUGAACGCACCAGGAGUAAGCUUAAAUAUGUUAAAUAUGUAAUUCGGAGUGAAUAGUAUAUUUUUGUUUCAUAUAUGUGCUCGUGAAGGCCAACAGUAUACAUGCAGGAAUAUUUCUGAAUGGUGGUGUUUACUGAAGUGACAUAUAGCUGUCAUUAAGGUUCAUUCAAAGGCCAGAGAGGAGACCAAAGCUACCACAAAAAGUUCUUCAGUUCUUUUGCAGCUUCAGUCACUUCUGAUCUAACAGCAUCAGUAAGGCUACGUUCACAUUACCAGGCUGAAGUGGCACAAAUCCGAUUUUUUGCCCUAAUGUGACUCAGAUCUGAUGUUUUCAGGGCUGUGUGGACACACAAAUCUGAUCUUUUCAAAUCCGACCUGAGACACUUUCAUAUGUGGUCCUAGAUCGGAUACGUAUCUGAUUCGUGGCCAUGUGACCUUAAUGUGACGCUCAGAUCGGAAUUCAUGUGCUUUUGUUCCAUUCAGCGUUACCAUGGCAGCAGUGCCGAACAGAGGUUAAAGCCUGUUAACGGUGGAAAAGCAACUCAUCUCACCUGUUUCUCCUUCGUCUCUCUCUAAUAAUAAAGAAGCUGAGAGCUGAUCAGAGUUAAUUAUCUUUGCAGCGAAGCUCGUUCUGCUCGUUAGUCUGUUUGCU